Molecule: messenger RNA, 881 nt
Organism: Brassica oleracea var. oleracea
Lineage: Eukaryota; Viridiplantae; Streptophyta; Magnoliopsida; Brassicales; Brassicaceae
Product: agamous-like MADS-box protein AGL80
Exons: 1
Coding region: 278-751 (157 amino acids)
Biological process (GO): positive regulation of transcription by RNA polymerase II
Molecular function (GO): protein dimerization activity; RNA polymerase II cis-regulatory region sequence-specific DNA binding; DNA-binding transcription factor activity, RNA polymerase II-specific
Source: RefSeq, a predicted model, not a curated record
CUUUCCUAUCCUGCAGAUUCUCUAGACCAAGCAAUAUACACAUAAUAAAAUGAGAAAGUAUCUUUGGAUUGAAAUCUUCUUUAUUUAGAAAGAUUUUAUAGCUAUUUUACCUUAAACCUUUAUAUGUAUUUUUCUUUUAAAACCUUUCUAUAAUUUGUUGUAACUCUCUGUGGACUAGACCGACCCAUAAUAUCAAAGUUAGAAACUCUAUAUAACAAUAUACCCAUCUGGUCCCUAAAACACACACAAAUCCUCUCCUCCUCAUUUUUUCAUCACCAUGGGAAGAAGAAAAGUUACACACCAAUUGAUUUCUGACAAGUCGACUCGCCGAGUCACGUUCAGAAAACGCAAAGAAGGCAUACUCAAGAAGAUCAAUGAACUAACCAUUCUUUGCGGUCUACGCGCUUGCGCCAUCAUCUACAGCGAUUACAAGGAUGGCCCUGAGGUUUGGCCAAACCGUAGAGAGGUACGUGUUCUUCUAAACCGUUUUAGCGCACUCCCCAAGGAGAAGCAGACCAAAUACAUGAUGGAUCAGAAGGAUCUCAUGACCAGGAUGAUCCAAGACGCAAAGAAGAAGUUGGAGAAAGAGAAGAUGCAUAGCCGUGCGAUGGAACUUGGGACGAUUGCUGCGUUUAAUGAUUUACAUGAUGCUGAUCAUUCGGAGGAUCUGAUCAAAGCAGCCGAUGUGGUUGAGAAGAGGAUCAAUGUGAUCAGAGAGAGGAUCAAGGCUUUGGAAUCAAGAGUAGACUAGGCUUUCAAAAAUUUCUUAUCUUUUCAUGGAUUUUUAAUAGUUUACAAAUAAAAAAAGAUGCUUAAGAUAAAAUUAUGUUGUAUGAUUUGUUUUAAAAGUCUCAAGAGAAUGAUAUGGUUCAUAUGAAUAA